Molecule: messenger RNA, 366 nt
Organism: Rhinocladiella mackenziei CBS 650.93
Lineage: Eukaryota; Fungi; Ascomycota; Eurotiomycetes; Chaetothyriales; Herpotrichiellaceae
Exons: 3
Coding region: 1-366 (121 amino acids)
Source: RefSeq, a predicted model, not a curated record
AUGGCCUCGACGCGGCCAAAGCUCCACCACGUUGAUAGGCACAUAGAGUUGAUGUUCAGACCCUCAGUACGAGCUUUUGGAGUUGCGAAGUUGAAGACCCGGAUCGUUACCAACGACAAUGAUUUCAACGAUGCUUUGAGUGCAAAAAUUGGAAUCACGGGUGGUGGCUUUUCUGGUCCGAUGACCGGUCCUCUCUUCGAAUGGUUCGGAAUGUAUAACGGCGCAUCCAUGAACAGACAAGCACGUUGGGCGGACGGAUUCGCGGCCAAAUAUCUGAAUGGCGCAAAACCUAAAGACUAUCAGGAUCAGGAGAUGGGCGGCAUGAAAUUUCUCCUCAACGUAACAUACGCCGACACAAACGAGUGA